Effrenium voratum is the source of this 2865-nucleotide messenger RNA. The record is from the annotation of a GenBank genome assembly. NCBI's taxonomy places the organism in Eukaryota, Dinophyceae, Suessiales, Symbiodiniaceae.
AUGGACGUGCCGGAGUACUUUCUUCCCCCCGGCCGGGAUUUGACUUCUGCACUCGCUGCAGUGGAUGGGCUGGCCUCGUCCUACUCCGCCAAGGCGCGCGAGGGCCACAGAACUCGGGCGCGGCAGGGGGCGUUCCUCUUCUCGCUGGCGGAGUGUGGGCUGCUGGGAGCGCGCGGACCUGAAGAUCUUAGGGCGGCCACCCACACGGCCGUGGAGUCGCUCCUGCUCUUCGCCGCCGACUUCGACGGUUUCGACGACUUCGGCGACGCUUUGGGGGACGCGGGGCGGCUGGUGGUGCACGGCCUGCGGGCGCGCGCGCGGGCGGAGGGAUUUUCCGCCGCGCGGGAGGGGCAGCUGCCAGCGCCCGCGCGACCCUGCGGAUCCGACGGCGACGCAUCCGCCGCCGGAUCGGAGCUCCUGGCGUGCGCGGCGGAGCUCGCGGAGGCUGUGGCCGCCUGGGCGCCGGCGGACGCGAAGCUUGGGGCCAAGAUGCGGCUGGCGCUUGCGGAGGUGAAAGGGGACCUUGGGCUGCACGAGGAAGCGCUGCAGCUUGGCAAGGAGGCGGAGGAGGGCUUCCGGCGCCAAGGCGACCAGCUCGGCCUCGGGCUCUGCGAGCUGCUCUGCGCCCAGCUCCACUUCAAGGGUCGUCACUUCCACCUCUGCCUACGCAGCGCGGAGAGCGCGUAUGACUUCUUGGCCGCCUUUGGUCACGCGCGGGCGCGGGCGAAGCUCCUGGCGGCCUGCGCCCUGCGCAUGCAGCGCCGGCACUUCCGGGCCCUGCAGGCGGCCAAGGAGGCGCUGCCUUUGGCACAGGAGUUCGGGGAUCUCCGAAUGCAGGCCUCGCUGCUCUUCCUCCUGGGCUCCGCGCUGCAGCAGAAGGGCGGCCGCGGCCGCGAGAGCGCCGCCGCGGCCCAGGAGGCGGCGACCUUGUUCCUGGAAUUCCAGGAUGCCUGCGGCUGGGCGGAGAUGAGCUUGUUGGUGGCACUUCGGGCCCUUUGCGCGGAGGGUGCCCAAGACAGUGCCCAGGACAUGCUGCUGACCCAUAUGCGGCGCGCGCCUGCUCUGGGGCCAAAGUUGUUGGUGCGCCAACUCUGGGUGGAACUCUUGCAGAAGAGCGAGGAGCUUGAGCUUCAGAAGACCCGAGCCAUCGCGGACAAGACGCUGACGGCUCUGCGGCGCCAAGGAAAUGCGGAGUGGCUGGCGCGGGAGAUUCAGCUCAUCUCUGGCCUGCAUCUGAAGCUGAACACCCGGAAGCAGGUGGAAGAGGCCCGGAAGUGGGCGGAGCAGGCGCGGGAGAUUUUGCAAGAGGCAAAGGAGGAGUACCUCGAGGCCAAGUCCGUGCCCUUUGUGGCCACCUGCUGCAUCUACUUGGGAGAGGACACCAAGGCGGCGGAGCUGCUGACGGCGCGGCGGCGCCAGCUGGCGGUGCUGCGCGCGCGGGGGGACGAGGCGGAGGCGGCGCUGCAGCUGGCGGACGUCUUGGCCAAGCAGCAGGUGUCCCGCGUGGACAGCCGGGCCCGCCGCUUUCUGCGCGACAGCCUCCAGAUCGCCCACGAGGCCCUUUAUGCCUUCGACGACAUGGGGGAUGAGAUGGGCGCUGCGAAGGCUCGCCUGCUGCUCUGCGAGAUCUACAUGUACCGGCAAGAGCCGGAGGAGGCGGAGUCGGAGGCCAAGUUGGCCGUGAAGAUCUACCAGGCGGCCGGCGAGGCCCAGCUGCUGGCGAAGGCGGUGAGGAAGCUGGGCACCGCCAGCUGCGAGCGGGACCGGCCCGAGGACGCUGCCAAGCAGGCCUCUGAGGCGGUGAUCUUUUGCCGGAAGGCGGGGGACCGCUACGCGGUGGCGGACAUGCUGAGCUGGGAGGCCCAGAUGCAUUCACAGGUGGUGGCCAAGCAGAUCGAGGGUUUGGAAGAGUCCGCGGCCCAGAAGAUCGUGUUCCGGAACUUGAGCAAGGUGAUGACUCCGGUGAAGGAGGCCAUUUUGCUGGCUCGGAAGCUGCAGGACAAGGGUCUCAUUGCCAGCACGCUGUGCGCGGUGGGUGAGGUCGAAGCAAGCGUGGGGAAGUGGGACGCGGCGCUCUGCGCCUGCGCGGAGGCCGCGCAGCUGGCGCGGAAGCGGAACGAGAGGGCCACGGAAUCUCGGGCCCUGGUGCUGAGCUCCGAGCUCCACUUCAGGAAGAAGGACGUCAUCCUGGCCAAGGAGGAGGCGGAGCGCGCUUGGCACUUGGCGCGGCGCAGCUUCCUCUGGGACCUGCGGAAGAGCGCGGAGCGCGCCAUGCGGCGGGUGGGCAGCCAGAUCACGCCGCCGGGCGUGGCUCUGCUGUCCUCCGCGGCCUUCUGCGAAGGGCCCCGCCCCAACAUCGCGAGGUCAUCGCUGGCGAGGGCGGCGGCCGCAAAGUCUACGGCCCAGGAACCCUGGAAGCCGCUGGUCUUCAAGAUGCCCCAGAAGAAGCAGCCACGGAAGCUGGAGCCGGGCGAAGACGACUUCACUCUGAAGAUGAGAGAUCGCCUGAGGUCGCUCAAGGUCAAGGAGGACGACCAGCCCGACGACCUGGUCACGGUGUCCACGGAGAACGCGAAGAACCUGGCGCUCUCCGCCAUGUGGUACAUCGACCAGCAAGCGGCAAAGGAGAAGCGAGAGAGGGACCACCCGGACGUGCAGGUAUUGCGCCAACGCUAUGACGGCGCGCUUGAGAGGCUUGAGGGCGAGGAGGACGCCGCGCGCCCCAGCGCAGAGCGCCACGGGCAUUUGGAGAUCCCGGGGGCGCUUGACAUGGACGAGCUGUACCACCGCGCGUCCGUGAAGCGUGUGGAGAGACCCGUGAAGGAUGUGAAGGCGGGGUUGCUUGGGUUUGUGAAGAGUGAAUAG